Salarias fasciatus (jewelled blenny) is the source of this 3226-nucleotide messenger RNA. It is a transcript of the gene mocs1, whose product is annotated as molybdenum cofactor synthesis 1. Gene Ontology annotation, molecular function: 4 iron, 4 sulfur cluster binding; cyclic pyranopterin monophosphate synthase activity; GTP 3',8'-cyclase activity. The transcript is spliced from 11 exons. The record is from RefSeq and is a predicted model, not a curated record. The coding region runs from base 87 to 2375 and encodes 762 amino acids. Gene Ontology annotation, biological process: Mo-molybdopterin cofactor biosynthetic process. NCBI's taxonomy places the organism in Eukaryota, Metazoa, Chordata, Actinopteri, Blenniiformes, Blenniidae.
CUGACCCGUUUUACCGCAGAGCAGCACUCUAGCAGCCCCCCUCCCGCAGCUGCCGCACACUCCGGAGCUGUCAUAAAGUAACAAACAUGGCUCAUCCUGCUCUCAGUUACUGCCGCCUGCUCGGCCGACGUGACGGUUUGGCGCAUUUCAGGAAACUCUGGGUGGACGGGAGCAGCUCGCGGACGUACAGCGGCGCGACGACGCACAGGGAGAAUGAAGUUGAACUUGGAGAGUCGACUUUAGGCGCUCCCAACUUCUCCGCAUCUCUGAAAAACAGCUCCCGAAAGGAGAGGCUCGCAGACAGCAGCGUACUUCCCUUUUCAGCCUUCUUGACUGACAACUUUGGCCGUAGGCACAGCUACCUGCGCAUCUCCCUGACUGAGAAAUGCAACCUCCGCUGUCAGUACUGCAUGCCGGAGGAAGGGGUGAAGCUGACGCCGCGGGGCCAGCUGCUGUCCACCUCAGAGCUCCUCACCCUGGCUCGCCUCUUUGUUCGAGAGGGAGUGGACAAAAUCCGGCUGACCGGAGGAGAACCCCUCAUCAGACCUGAUGUGCUGGAUAUCAUCACUGAACUGAGGAAACUGGAGGGUUUGAAGACGAUCGCCGUGACGACCAACGGCAUCAACCUGGCCAGACUUUCACCGAAACUCAAAGACGCCGGUUUGGACCUGAUCAACGUCAGCUUGGACUCACUGGUUCCCGCCAAGUUCGAGUUUAUUGUGAGGCGGAAAGGGUUUCACAAAGUGAUGGAGGGGAUUGAUAAGGCUAUCGAGUUGGGUUACAAUCCAGUCAAGAUCAACUGCGUGGUCAUGCGAGGCCUCAACGAGGACGAGCUGCUGGACUUCGUGGCGCUGACUGAGGAGAAGCCGGUGGAGGUGCGAUUCAUCGAAUACAUGCCUUUUGACGGUAACAAGUGGAACUUUAAGAAGAUGGUGAGCUACCAGGAGAUGCUGGACCGCAUCAGGCAGCGGUGGCCCAACCUGGAAACACUUCAAGCUGCACAGGCGGACACUGCCAAGAUGUUUAAAGUGCCGGGCUUCAGCGGUCAGGUGGGCUUCAUCACCUCCAUGUCCGAUCACUUCUGUGGCUCCUGCAACCGUCUACGGAUCACUGCAGACGGAAACCUGAAGGUGUGUCUGUUCGGUAACUCUGAGGUGUCCCUCAGAGACGUGCUGCGCUCUGGAGCCUCCGAAGACGAGCUGCUGCAAAUCAUCGGAGCCGCGGUGGGCAGGAAGAAGAAGCAGCACGCAGGGAUGUUCAGUAUCUCUCAGAUGAAGAACAGGCCGAUGGUCCUCAUUGGCACGACGUCCCAGGGCGUUCUGAAGAAGCCACAGGACCGUCAGGGGGCCUCCUCCGUCGUUCCCAGCCUUACAAACGAUGUAGUCCUUAACCCAACAGCCGCUCGCCACGCGCGCUGCUCCGGCAGCGGGAGAGUUCUGAGGAGAGAGAGUUUGUUGUGCCUUUCAGAUCGCGCUGAUUUACCCCACGCAGCCCUUAUUAGCAGCUGGAAGACUUUCCUGGGUGAGGGGGAACCCAUUAGGAUACGUCACCAUGAAGAACUCCCUCAUCUGGCGGAGAACAUUCUCAAUGUAGCGUCCUUUCACUCACUGUGUAACAAUCAGUUUUUUAACACUAGACCUACUCGUUUCAGCACACGCACAAGUGCUCUGAGGGACAUGAAUGAAGGCCUCGGGCAUGCACGAACCAGGGGUCCCUCUGCUCUGCGGAGCAGCACACUGAGGACCCCAGGCGCUUUUUGCACACUACUAAUGAAUGCCAAAUCAACCGCUGCACAGCACAAUGUCAGAUUCUACCACAGCAAAGACUCCAGUUUCGCACCAAGUAAAUCUACAAGUUGCCAAACGGGCGAGCCCGCCGCCGCCGCCGCCGCCCAGCUGACCCACACAGACGCCCAGGGCCGAGCCGCCAUGGUGGACGUCGGGGGGAAGGCCGCCACGGCCCGAACCGCCUCGGCGUGCGCCACCGUCCUCCUGGGACCCGCCGCCUUCCGUCUGCUGCGAGAGAACCAGCUGGCCAAAGGCGACGCCAUGGCGGUGGCGCAGCUCGCCGGCAUCAUGGCCUCCAAGCAGACCGCCGCCCUCAUCCCCCUCUGCCACCCGCUCCCGCUGGACCACGCCGCCGUCGCCCUCCGCCUGGACGAGCCGCGCCGCGCCGUCGUCGUCACGGCGACGUGCCGCACGACCGGCAGGACCGGGGUGGAGAUGGAGGCCCUGACGGCGGCGGCCGUGGCGGCGCUCACCGUCUACGACAUGUGCAAGGCGGUGAGCCACGACAUCGUCAUCACGGACGUCAAACUUCUCAGCAAGACCGGCGGGAAGAGGGACUUCCACCGUGAUCUGAGCCAGACUGACUGAAAGGAGGAGUCUCUCUCUUAACCUUCAGCGAGUUUCCACUUCGGGUUGUUUUGUACCUUCCUGACACGAUGCAGGGUCAAAGUCUUUGCUGGUUUUAGAACCGCACAUGUUUUUGAUUUUUGUAUUUUUUGUUUUUUUGCUCGCCCAGGAUUGUUUGAAUCUGUGUUCCGGUCUUAAAAUGAAAUGGGCUCCAGGAGCACCGAAGCCAAGUUUGCUUUCCUGUAGCAACAUCAAAGCUUUUGCACCAACGGCCAACUAACGAUAAGUCCAUGCUGCUGUGUUUUCUUGGUGUUUUAUAGACACAAAGUCUAAAAAAAACCAAGUGAACUCAUUUGACUUUUUCUGUGAUUGUUUCAUUCUCAAGUGGAAUCAGACACUUUGAUGAUCAACAAGUCAAUAAAUCUAAGUUUAUAUUGGUGGGUUUUCUGUUCGGACUCCAGUUUCCUCCCAAAGUCCAAAAACAUGCACGUGAGGUUGAUGACACUCUUGAGUAUUUUGAAGCGUCAAACAUCAAAAUAAUGAAGAGAUUAACUACGUCUGAACCUUAAACUGGAUUUUAUAGAAAGAUCAUUGCGGGUUAAAGGUGAAAAAAAUAGACUUUCUGUUGCCUACAUGCCUGCAUGCUGUGACUUACAGAUGAUUCUCUUUAGAUCAUUUUAGAUAUCUGUCAUUCCCAACCUCCCUUAAUAACAUAUCCACUGUCACUUUUACCACAUAGUGUGAAUCCUGGAACUCAACUAGUGUUUUACAUGUAAUUUGAGUGAAAUAGCAGAGCUGCCUGUUGAUCUAUAAAGGAGAAGAAGCUGAGGACCGGCUAAUACACACUAAUCCUAUCUGAUGACAAUAAAAAA